AUGCCGCCACGACCCGAUCCUAGAAUGGCAGCCGUGCUAAUGGCAUUCGAAGCCCUAUGCACUGCCCUGGAACAGACCCCGGAGGAACUUGAAAGAUAUAGGGUGACGCAAUGCUUGGAGCAGUUAACCAAGCUUAAACCACCCCAGUUCAACGGAAUUGGUGAAGCCUGCGAGGCCGAAAACUGGUUGAGGCAAAUCUUGAAGAUUUUGGAUAUCUUAUGGACACCGGAGCAGUACCGUGUGUCCCUAGCUGUACACCAGCUUGUCGGGGAGGCUGACAACUGGUGGGAUACCGUCCAUAGCCUACGGAUUGUCGCUGACCUAACUUGGGCAGAGUUCGAGCAACUCUUUCUGGAGCGGUUCUUUCCACCUGUCCUGAAGGCACAAAAGAUCAGUGAGUUCUUUGCUCUGACCCAAGGAAACAAGACCACUCACGAGUAUGUUGUGGCCUUCACACGACUACUUAAGUACGUGCCAGCAAUCGCCAACGACGAUCAGAUGAAGAAACAUAGGUUCAUGGCAGGACUUCGAGACUCGAUUCGACGCGAUUUACGCUCGAACACUACCUUGAGCUACAGUGAGUCCGUAGCUGCCGCUUACGCCAUCGAGGCUGAUGAAGCUGCAUACCCAAGACGUGGGGAUGGUCAGGGAAGCUCUCACCCACGGAAGAAUUGCUGGGUGCAUCGGAGGAAGCUCCAAGGAGGAAACUCCCAAGGAUAUGCCAGUUCCAGCAGUAGCAGUGGAUCUUCAGGAAGACGGAGCCCUGCACCCUACACUUGUUUUGCUUGUGGCCAACCUGGACACACCAAGAAUCCGAGGCCAGCUCAAUCACUAUCAACUCAGAUAUCGCCAGCACCCUACCGACCACCUCAGCCGUUAGCAGUGAAGUACGACCAGCAGAUUACCGCACCUCGACCUGUCAACCAGGCAAACCGAGGAAGAAACCGUGGAGGACGCAACCAGGGAGGACGUGGACAACUGUAUGUAAUCACCGGUGGAGAGACUACUGAGGCUUCUGGCUCUGGCACUGCACUAGCUAGUACGAUACUCAUCUCUAACUCUGAAGCUAGAGUAUUGCUUGACACUGGUGCAUCCCAUUCAUUCAUCACUACAUGGCUAGCUGAGUCACUAGGACUAGAACCAACACCGCUAGACGGAGUUUUCGACUUUAAGACCCCGCUUGGUGUGGGGACUGGUGUAGACAAAGCCUAUAGGAAGUGCCAAGUUGUUAUUGGUGGUAGGAAGCCCCAAGCCGAUCUCUAUCCUAUCGAGUUGUAUGACUUUGAUCUAAUUCUCGGGAUGGACUGGCUGAGCAAGUACAAAGCACUCAUCGAUUUCGAUCGACGCGCGGUACGAAUCACACCACCAAGCAAGGAGACCUUCGAAAUAAAAAUGGCAAAACCCCUUUUACCUCCAAGUUCACUACUGAAGGCUUGUUUUCAAGGGAGGAGAAUGCUUGCUUGUUACAGCAUCAUCGCUGCAGGGGAAAAGGUAAACAUGGAGACCCACGGCUACAUGCCGAUUGUAGACGAGUACCCUGACGUAUUCCCGGAGGAGCUACCAGGAUUACCCCUGCAUCUUGAAAAGGAAUUCCGCAUUGACCUAGUUCCUGGUACUGAGCCGAUCUUGAUAUCGCCGUAUCAGAUGGCACCAGCCGAGAUGAGCGAACUGAAGUUACAACUAGAGGAUCUUGAGAGCAAAGGGUUCAUCCGAAAGAGUUCAUCACCUUGGGGAGCUUCUGUCUUGUUAGCUAAAAAGCCUGACGGAAUGCUAUGUUUGUGCGUAGAUUCUCGACGAUUGAACCAAGUAACAAUCAAGAACAAGUAUCCACUACUGAGGAUAGACGAGUUGUUUGACCAACUCACGGGAGUGAUGUUCUUCUCUAAGAUCGACCUUCGAUCAAGGUAUCACCAGUUGCGAUUCAUGAUUGUCUUUAUUGACGACAUCCUCAUCUACUCCAAGACGCAAGAGGAACACGUUAUUCAUCUUCGCAUAGUUCUGCAGACAUUAUUGGAUCACCAACUCUACGCUAAGGAAUCUAAGUGUGACUUCUGGCUCACAAAAGUAAAGUUCCUUGGACAUGUCAUCUCUGCAGCUGGACUUUCAGUGGACCCUUCGAAAGUCGAAGCUGUACUUAAUUGGGAACAACCACAGAACGUGACCGAAAUCCGCAGUUUUCUUGGAUUGGCUGGUUACUACCGCCGUUUUAGCCAAGAUUUCUCUAAGAUCGCCUUACCGUUGACCAAGCUGACAAGGAACGGCACAAUGUUCGAGGGGGACGACAAGUGUGAGAACGCUUUUGUGGAGCUUAAGACGAGGUUGACUACCGCACCUGUACUAGUUCUUCCGAACAAUGUCGACCCCUACCAAGUGUACACCGACGCCUCGGGGAACGGACUAGGUUGUGUGCUUAUGCAAAAUGGCCAAGUUGUGGCCUUUGGCUUGAGACAGUUAAAGCCGCACGAGAGGAACUACCAGACUCACGACUUGGAACUUGCUACUAUGUAUAGUCUUCGCAUUGAAGAUCUGAUGGGAAACCCUCAGGGGUACCUUGUGAGUUUAACUCUGAAGCCACAGUUACUACAACUCGUGGAAGAAAGCCAGUGGAAAGACCCGGAUACGUAUAUGCUCCGAGCACAGAUCUACGCCGGAGAAGUCACCAACGAGUGGAUGGUGGGCCAAGAUGGUUGUGUUAGAUUUAAGGGUCGGAUGGUUGUCCCUGAAAACGACCAUAUUAGGAAGAUGGUGCUGGAAGAAGCGCAUCGUACAUGCUUCACUAUGCACCCGGGAGCAGGAAAGAUGUACCAAGAUAUGAAGCGCCAAUUUUGGUGGUGA
Molecule: messenger RNA, 2835 nt
Organism: Rosa chinensis
Lineage: Eukaryota; Viridiplantae; Streptophyta; Magnoliopsida; Rosales; Rosaceae
Exons: 4
Coding region: 1-2835 (944 amino acids)
Biological process (GO): proteolysis
Molecular function (GO): aspartic-type endopeptidase activity
Source: RefSeq, a predicted model, not a curated record